AAUUCUUCCUUGCACACUUCACACGCUCACGCACUCAGUGACUCACACAACAAAACACUGUACCCUCCCCUGCUCCCCAUUCCUCUGUUUAAAAAAGGAAAUCUCUCACUUUGCAGUUCCACUCUUUCUCUCUCACUCUCUCGUUCUCCUUUCUUCUUGGAGGAGUUCAUGUAAAAGCACCUUCCUCCUUAAUUAAUUACUAAUAACAAGGUCUUUGCUUACACAGCUGCUGCUUCUGCUUCCAACAUAUACACACACAAUAUGGAUGAUGAAUAUGCUAAGCUUAUAAGGAGGAUGAACCCACCAAGGGUUGUGAUUGACAACAAUGCUUGUGAAGAUGCCACUGUUAUUCAGGUUGACAGUGUCAACAAACAUGGGAUUCUUCUGGAUGUAGUCCAAGUUCUUUCAGAUAUGAACCUUGUAAUAACAAAGGCCUAUAUCUCCUCUGAUGGGGUGGAAAUGUUUAAUGUUAUUGAUCAUAAUGGAAACAAGAUCAGAGAUAAGGAAGUUAUUGAUUACAUUCAGAGGAGACUUGAAAAUAAUCCAAGUUUUGCACCCUCAUUCAGAGAGUCUGUUGGGGUUGUACCUACUGAAGAAUACACCUCAAUUGAACUUACUGGUACAGACAGGCCUGGUUUACUGUCUGAAGUCUGUGCUGUUCUUGCGGACCUUCACUGUAAUGUGGUGAAUGCUGAGAUAUGGACACAUAAUACAAGGGCUGCUGCUGUAGUUAACGUGACAGAUGAUUCAAGUGGACAUGCCAUCAAAGAUCCAGUCUGCCUCUCUAGAAUAAGGGAUUUGCUUUGUAAUGUUCUUAGGGGGAGCGAUGAUCCAAAGACAGCAAAAACAACACUUUCACCUCCUGGAGUUACAAAUAGGGGCAGAAGAUUACAUCAGAUUAUGUUUGCUGACCGGGACUAUGACAGGGUUGAAAGAGCAGGACAGGGAAGAUAUAGAGAUAGGGAUAGGGAUAGAAGUCGAUUACCUAAUGUGACCGUGGUUGAUUGCAUUGAGAAAGAUUACACUGUGGUUACCAUGAGAGCAAAAGAUCGACCAAAAUUGUUGUUUGAUAUUAUUUGCACGUUGACAGAUAUGCAGUAUGUAGUUUAUCAUGGUGUAGUCCAAACGGCAAGGACAGAAGCGUAUCAGGAGUUUUAUAUUCGGCAUGUUGAUGGUUUCCCCAUAAGCUCAGAGGCUGAGCGAGACAGACUUGUACAGUGUCUUGAAGCAGCCAUCGAAAGGCGGGCGUCCGAGGGUAUGGAGCUGGAGUUGUGCACAGAAGAUCGUGUCGGACUUCUAUCGGAUAUCACAAGAAUAUUCCGAGAGAACAGUUUAUGUAUUAGAAGAGCAGAAAUAUCUACACAGGAUGGAAAGGCAAAUGACACUUUCUAUGUCACAGAUGUGACUGGAAACCCGGUUGAUCCCAAGAUUAUCGAUUCCAUUCGCAGAGAGAUCGGCGACACAGUCCUGCAGGUCAAACACGACUCGUAUCUCUCACCAAAGUCCCCUCGAACAACAACAAUCGGAUUUCUGUUUGGAAAUUUUUUCAAGGCUCGAUCUCUUCAGAAUUUUAAGCUGAUCAGAUCUUAUUCUUGAGUAGUCUAUUGUAUACUCCCAGCACAUAUACCAUGUUUCACAGUUUAAUAUGGUAGUGUUGUAUAGAUGCAAAAACACAUCUACCUUUGCCCCCCUAAACUAAGGGGCAUGGAAAUUACUGUACAGGAGAAAGCUUAAACAACUUUGUAUAUAUAGUGUAAAUGGUUAUGUACAGUAACAUGUUACUUGGGUUGUGUAUGUUGUAAAUAAUCCUGUUAGAAUUAUCAAGUACAAAAGAGUAAAUAGCAUUUAUCAGUUGGUGUCCUUUGCAAUAGAUUGGAGGAAUCUAUGGCCCAUUGGUGUCUAAUUAUACUGGUUUUAUGACUAUAUAAUUUCAG
Molecule: messenger RNA, 1934 nt
Organism: Arachis ipaensis
Lineage: Eukaryota; Viridiplantae; Streptophyta; Magnoliopsida; Fabales; Fabaceae
Source: RefSeq, a predicted model, not a curated record